Messenger RNA from Pristis pectinata (smalltooth sawfish), 1157 nucleotides. RefSeq names its product phosphatidylinositol glycan anchor biosynthesis, class P (gene pigp). The transcript is spliced from 6 exons. The record is from RefSeq and is a predicted model, not a curated record. The coding region runs from base 94 to 576 and encodes 160 amino acids. Lineage: Eukaryota; Metazoa; Chordata; Chondrichthyes; Rhinopristiformes; Pristidae.
CCGCCGCCGCCAUGCUAAUGUAGGCGGGGGUUGAGGUGGCGUGUUGUGGUCGCUAUUGGCCUCGGUUAGCAUUAAAACUGGUGGAAAUGAACAAUGGCGGUAACCUCUCCAUCACCGUUACCUGAGAGGGCCAUUUAUGGGUUUGUGCUGUUUCUCGCCUCAAAGUUUGCAUUCAUUCUGUAUUUAGUAUGGGCCUAUGUUCCAGAGUCGUGGUUGCACUCGGUAGGUCUCACCUAUUGGCCACAGAAGUACUGGGCGGUGGCUUUGCCUAUCUAUCUUCUUGUUGUCAUAGUAAUUGCUUAUAUUUUACUCUGUGGAGUUAACAUGAUGAGCACACCUCCACUCGACUCUGUAGAUACUGUCACAGAUAGUUAUGCAAAAAGUCAACAGAGCAAACCAUAUGUUGAAGGAGCAAUCCCUGGCCUACAAGAUGUUUCCAUCAGUGAAGUGAAUAGAAUUUUCUUUCUUUCUACAUCCCGUGAGGCAGCUGGUGAUCAGUCAGUCACGUGGCGGUCACAUGCUGCUAGGAAUAUGGAUUCAUCUGCUGAGAACUCCAGUGAAACUUCAGACCUCUGAUGUAGUGACAAUGCUUUUGCCAACGUGAUGGUCAAGAGUUCAUGGCUGAGUUUCAAUCACCUUCAGGGUCCCCAUAAAUCUCAUCCAGAUCUUAAGCCUCUCAAAUUCAUGCAGAAGACGAUGAGUGAGACAUGUAUUGGAUCCUAAAAGCUAGAGAAUGAAGUUAACCAGCUUUAAAAGCUUAAAGGAAUGUAGAAACAAGACUGCUAAAGUCCUUGCACAAUAUUUUAUUUCAAGAAAGUAAUUUGGAUUUCAGUGGAAAAAUCAUGACUGUAUGUAUGAUGUAAAAUAUACCAUGACUGCAUACUUUGUCUUCAAGGCCAUAGUUUAGAGUAUGGCAGGUGACCUCCUGUUACCUGAGGGUAUGGGAGAGUGGUGGCAGAACUAUAAAUCCCACUAGAAGAUUUUAUCAUUCUUGCUGAAGGCUGUCUCUGUCAUUUAGUUAAAUUGUUGAAAUGUUAUGAUGAUGGAUAAAGCUAAUGGCUAAGAAGAGACAAACUGGAGCCAUCUGGCCUGUGAUAAUUUACUAGGUCAAAUCACUUGUCUUUCUGAUGAUAAUUGAGCAACAACUACAUAGUGUU